UUUCAGGCCUAGCGCGGAGAUGGGAAAAAAAAUUAUAAAAUAAAAUAAAAUAAAGUAAGUAUAACUAAUAAAUAAAUAGAUAAAUAAAAAUAAAAUAAAAAUACAUAAAUGAAUGAUAAUAUAAGAAGAAGAAUAGGAACAAGACUUUCUUUGCCCCUCUUGUUUAAAAUAGUAGUAGUAUGUUACUCUGCUUCUAUCUUAUUAUUAUUAUUUAAUGCUACUUUCACUGGUAACUAUGCAACUCUCUCUAUUCCUGCUUAAUUCCUUUCACUGACAAUCUACAGACCUUUUCUUUUUUUCUUCCUUUUCCUCCCUUUUUUUUCUAUUUUCCUCCCUCCAUUGACAGGUUUCCAAGGGCUAAAAUAAAACAGCUUUCCCCCGCCAAGCAAUUACCGCUUUCGGCUGGAAUUGGGGUUUAGGGCUUGGUUCAAGGUCUUUGUCCAAAGUUCAAGAUAUCAAACACCCAACAACCAGAUCCCAGAUAUCAGAUCCAUAUCAGGUCCCAAGACAGCUGCAUUUCGAGGCUGCGAUUUGCAGUCCCACAGCGAUCAUGCAUGUCACAGAUCGUACGGUUCGCCGUUCAAUGCCAUUUGGCGACAUGCCCGUGGACCUAGAUAGCGAUGUUGAUGUCAUACCAUCGCAUCCGCUGGGAAUCAAGCCGUCAGGUAAUGCAUUGACAGCGACCCACAACAUCCGUCAUGCAAUCGGCUCCCUGGCUGUGCUGUCGGACGAACUGAUCAUUCUGCUGCUGGAAUGUCUGGACAGCACUUCUUUGUUGCGCCUGGGUGCGACGUGCAAGGCGCUGUAUGCUUUCACACGGGCUGAGGAGCUGUGGAAGGCCCUGUUCAUCGCGAACCCUCCCAAAAAUUUCACAUGGCGCGGCACCUGGCACGCAACAUAUCUCAACCUCCCCACCGCCAAAAUCGCCUUGCCAGACUGCUCACAUCUCUACUCCGACGUCCUCCACAGACCCUUUUACUGCGCCCACGUUUCCCUCUCAGCCUACACAUCAAACAUCCCCGCCCGCAACCAAAUCCCGCGCCUGACAAACCUCACGCUGGCCGAAUUCCAAGAAUCCUGGACAAACAGGCCCUUCAUCCUCACCGAGCCCGUCAAAUCCUGGCCCGCCUACAGGGACUGGUCGAUAGAGUACCUUCUCAAACGAUAUGCGAACACGACCUUCCGCGCAGAAGCCGUCGACUGGCCAUUGGAGACUUACGUGGAGUACAUGAAAAAUAACACAGAUGAGAGCCCCCUGUACCUCUUCGAUCGUAGCUUUAUGGAGAAGAUGGGUUUACCUACAGCCAGCACGACCACCACGACCACCACGACCACCACCAACGGAACCAACGGAACCAACGGAAGAACCACCACCCACUCCCAACCCGAAUCCCAACCCCCCGAACCCGCCUAUACCCCCCCACCCCCUUUUUCCGAAGACCUCUUCUCCGCCCUCGGCCCCGACCGCCCCGAUCACCGCUGGCUAAUCAUCGGCCCGCCCCGCAGCGGCAGCACCUUCCACAAAGACCCCAACGCCACCAGCGCCUGGAACGCCGUCCUGCGCGGCUCGAAGUACUGGAUCAUGUUCCCUAGCCACGCCGCUGGCACCAGUAGCAACAAUUCAGGAGCAGGUGCGGGUUCGGGGGGUGCACUGCUACCAUCGCCGCCCGGCGUCUACGUCUCCGCCGAUCACAGCGAGGUUACGUCGCCGCUUAGCAUUGCGGAGUGGUUUGUGGGGUUCCAUGGGGCGGCGCGGCGGAUGCAGGGGUGUGUGGAGGGGGUGUGUGCGGCGGGCGAGGUGUUGCAUGUGCCGUCCGGGUGGUGGCAUUUGGUUGUUAAUCUGGAGGAAGAAGAAGAAGAAGAAGCGGGCGCUGCUGUGAUAGCCAUAACGCAAAACUUCGUCCCGCGGGGACAUCUUGUGGAGGUUCUUCGGUUCCUGAGCGGGAAGAAGGAGCAGGUUUCUGGGUUUAGGCGUGGCGUUGAGGAUCCGUUUGGGUUGUUUGUGGAGAGGUUGAGGGGCGUUGAGCCUGGACUGGUUGAGGAGGCGUUGAGGGAGAUGGAGAGGGAGGCGGAAGGGAGGAAGAGGAAGUGGGAUGAGAUUGUGAAGGGGUCUGUGGAUGGGGAGAGUGAGGCGGGUGAGGGUGGAGGUGGGUUUAGUUUUGGGUUUGGGGAUGAUGGGAGUGAUAUUGAGGUUCCGUGAUUUUGGUGGUCGUACAUAUUAUAGACCGGGUUAUUAUUUUGCAUUGGCAGCUUAGAUCAAACGAAUGGGCAUCAUUUAAGGGAGGUGGGGAGGAGGGGUACGGAUAUAAUUAGAAUUGUAUUAUACAAAAUUCGUUUAAAGCCGUAUAAAUGCCUUGAUUGACAACCCUUAAUAACAGGGAUUACUGGGACUUGUGAUAUAACUUCCAUAAUAAGCAGCAAAUAAGCAGCAAGUGAAGACCGACGAUAUACUAUUAAAGCCCGUGCUUGAUGUAAUGAUGAA
This is a messenger RNA of Blastomyces gilchristii SLH14081, 2482 nucleotides long. Its product is annotated as F-box and JmjC domain-containing protein. The record is from RefSeq and is a predicted model, not a curated record. The transcript has 2 exons. Gene Ontology annotation, cellular component: nucleus. Lineage: Eukaryota; Fungi; Ascomycota; Eurotiomycetes; Onygenales; Ajellomycetaceae. Bases 551 to 2200 code for a protein of 549 amino acids. Gene Ontology annotation, molecular function: protein binding; cis-regulatory region sequence-specific DNA binding.